GAACAGAUAAGCCGAGGCCUGGCUGAUGUUGCUGUUGUUGCAAAAGUUAAUGGAGAGGUAUGGGAUUUGGAUCGACCAUUCGAAGGAGACGCGAAAUUAGAAAUCCUGAAAUUUGACGAUGACGAAGGAAAACAAGUAUUUUGGCAUAGUUCGGCUCACAUCAUGGGCGAAGCAAUGGAGCGUUACUGUGGAGGACAUCUCUGUUAUGGGCCACCAAUCUCGGAAGGCUUUUACUAUGAUAUGUGGAAGGAGGGUGAUGCGAUCACUCCGGAUGAUUUCCCGAAACUCGAGCAAAUUAUCAAAUGUGCUGUUAAGGAUAAGCAGCCAUUUGAGCGGUUGGUUGUAUCGAAAGAAGAUCUGUUGGAAAUGUUCAAAUACAAUAAGUUUAAGGUUCGCAUCAUUCAAGAGAAGGUAACCACUCCGACCACCACUGUUUAUCGCUGUGGCCCACUGAUUGAUCUAUGCAGAGGUCCGCAUGUGCGACAUACUGGCAAAGUCAAGAUUGGACGCGAUCAGGAGCUGUUCUUUUUCCAUCCGCUGAGCCCUGGCUCAGCAUUUUGGUUCCCCAAAGGAGCGCAUAUUUAUAAUACACUUUGUAAUUUCAUACGAAGCGAAUACCGUAAACGUGGCUUCACUGAGGUUAUUUCACCAAACAUGUACAAUAGCAAACUCAAUGAAUUAAGCGGUGCGUUGACUGGACUUACACGAGUACGGCGUUUUCAGCAGGAUGAUGCGCACAUUUUCUGUCGUCAAGAUCAGAUUUUUGACGAAAUUAUGGGUUGUAUCGAUUUUCUCAAAUAUGCUUAUAGUGACGUGUUUGGUUUUACUUUCAAGCUGAACUUGAGCACUCGACCAGAAGAAGGCUAUUUGGGCGAUAUCGAAACAUGGAAUUUUGCGGAAGAGAAACUGAAAGAAGCUCUGGACGCAUCUGGACAUUCAUGGGAACUCAAUCCUGGCGAUGGAGCAUUUUAUGGUCCAAAAAUCGACAUCACCAUUCAGGAUGCGCUUCGACGAUUCCACCAAUGUGCUACAAUACAGCUUGAUUUUCAGUUGCCACAACGAUUUGAUCUGACCUAUUUCGAGUUUCAGGCGAAAGUUAUCACGGUACAUGAAUCGCAGAAUGAUUAUGCAAAAAUGGUGCGAGACAAAAUUGAAUUUGACGCCGACUCAUCGGAUACACUGAACAAACAGAUCCGCAAUGCACAGCUUGCGCAGUUCAAUUUCAUUCUUGUCGUUGGCCCGAAGGAAGCACAGAAUGGAACGGUGAAUGUGCGCACUCGCGACAAUGCCGUAUGUUUUUUCUUUUUUUUGGUUUUCUGA
Gongylonema pulchrum is the source of this 1320-nucleotide messenger RNA. Lineage: Eukaryota; Metazoa; Nematoda; Chromadorea; Rhabditida; Gongylonematidae. The record is from the annotation of a GenBank genome assembly.